This is a messenger RNA of Musca vetustissima, 732 nucleotides long. Its product is annotated as augmin complex subunit dgt2-like. Bases 1 to 732 code for a protein of 243 amino acids. The transcript has 2 exons. Lineage: Eukaryota; Metazoa; Arthropoda; Insecta; Diptera; Muscidae. The record is from RefSeq and is a predicted model, not a curated record.
AUGGAUUGCAAUAACGAAACAACGCGAAUAUUAAAUUCCGAGACAAUAGAACAAUUGCAAAAAGCUCGUGAUGAGGAGCUUGCUAAGGUACGCAAGUUGCGCCUUGUCCUGAAAGAACUCAAACAGUUGAACUGUAAUAAAAUGUUAAUUCCCGACAAAGAGCAAAUCGAAAAAACUUUGAAAGUCAUUAAAAUCGGUAACUAUUUAUACUUAAACGAGAAAAGGAGUGAAUGUCUUUUGGGUAAAUAUAAUUGUCACUUACUGGGGAACUUGAACGAACUGUGCAAAGUCAAUCUUAAUUACACGGAAAGAAAAGCCGUGAGGCAGCAGUUAUCAGAGAAAUUGCAUGCUAAUUUGACUCGUAUACAAGAUUUUGGGACUAAAAUGAGGGAUGAACUGCCCGAAUUGUUUUGUGACUCCGAGUCUCCGCACGAAGAGAUAUUAAGUCUGGAAAUGCAGAGAAAAUCGGACUGCGAACAUCUUGCCUCUUUGCGGAAUAAAAAAUGUCAUUUCUUAAAAGUGGCGGCUGAUUUAAAAAUGGGACCAUAUCUGGCUUACGAACUGGAUGUUGCCUAUGCCAAGGCUCGACAAAAUCAAACUAAAGUCAAUGUCUUACGUGGAUAUUUCAUUAAUGAGUUAUUAUCCCGAACUGAACAUAGUCUAAAGGCUAUAAGGGAAGUAGAAACAUAUAUUAAUGAUGACCUCGAAAAUGAAUUGUACACAAGCAACUAA